GGUAACACGUGUAUUUUUGAGGUCUCCAAGGGCGUCUGGCACUGCUCUGGUGACGCCGCGGAGUGUGUGGUGCGCGAGACUAUAUAAAGGAAGGUCGAGUGAGUCCUUAAGAGCGAGCAGAACGGAGAUCCUUGCCUGAAAAUGAAGGUCCUGUGUCUCGUGGCGGCAGUCUGCGUGGUGGCGGUGGCGGGGGACGACACCAGGGGAGCAUUUGGGAGCUUUAACAGACCUGGCAGACCUGGGAGACCUGGGAGUGGUAUUCUGGGUAGCAUUGUGGACGGUCUAACUGGACACGGCGGGGUACAUGGGGGCGGUCAUGGGGGUGUACAUGGGGGCGGUCAUGGGGGUGUACAUGGGGGAAUACAAGGAGGGCACGGAGGAAUACACGGUGGCAUUCACGGAGGCGGCCACGGCGGUCAUGGAGGCAUCGGGGGUCAUAUAGGUGGCCAGUGUGGUACCAAUGUCCCCACGCACAUAAGGGCUGGAUGCAAGCACUUCACCAGGGAUCGCUACGGCCAAUACGUGUGUGACAGAAACCAGAAGCCAGCUUACCGGUGCCCGCCUGUCCGUCCCGAGUGCCCUCUUAACACCAGGUUCGGCCCGCCUAUUCAGUGCACGUUGGAUACAGACUGCCCUGGAAUCUCGGACAAGUGCUGCUGUGACGCUUGCCUCAGCCAUCCCGUGUGCAAACCUUCAGCCUAAACACCCACACUGCCUCUCCCACACCUGGCCGUCCCUUCCUUCCAGUUUCGUUCGGGAGCUUACCAACAAGGGAAGCAUUUGGGUUGGAUAGUGUAUAAAGUAUCUGGUAUUGGUCCCAUAGUCUCACCAGUUCCUUAUUUUUUGUAAACUGACAAACGAAAAGCAGUAGUCGAAGUUAAUUGUGAAGUCUGGUUACGGCUUAAGUUCUUUCGUUGGCUACCUAGCAAACGAGUAAGGUCUGUAUUCUGAAACGCUUUGCUCUCUCGCCAUCACUGCUUUCCAAAGGCUUUAGUUGAAGAUACUGAUGUUUUAAUGAGUAUUUUUAUGGUUCUGGUGAUGGACUGGCAAGAUUCUAGUUUAUCAUAAGGAGAAACACUCUUGAAAACUCUGCUAGUCGUCUCUGUGGCCUUGGAAACUUUGUGGUGAAAGAGCAGUGUUUUUUUUAAUAUGGUCGUAAGGGUGACUGUGGAAAUGGGCCAUCAUCUCUCCAGUCUGAAGAACCUAAGGAAGCUGCAAGAAGCUGUCUGGUGGCUGUUCCUGUCAUGAAGCCUGUCCACUCCCAACUAUGACUCGGAUUCAUCAUUUUGUUUAUCUGUUAACGCUUCCUGAUGACUUGGCCCCACCAACCUGGUCACCGAGUCUAUUCUAUUCAUUUGACACUGUAUUUGUAAACCAAUACUUUCUUAUUUCUUUGUUAAAUAAAACCCCAACUUUAUCAA
Molecule: messenger RNA, 1421 nt
Organism: Portunus trituberculatus (swimming crab)
Lineage: Eukaryota; Metazoa; Arthropoda; Malacostraca; Decapoda; Portunidae
Product: eggshell protein 1-like
Exons: 3
Coding region: 142-702 (186 amino acids)
Cellular component (GO): extracellular region
Molecular function (GO): peptidase inhibitor activity
Source: RefSeq, a predicted model, not a curated record